Podarcis lilfordi (Lilford's wall lizard) is the source of this 13635-nucleotide messenger RNA. The record is from the annotation of a GenBank genome assembly. NCBI's taxonomy places the organism in Eukaryota, Metazoa, Chordata, Lepidosauria, Squamata, Lacertidae.
GUGAGGCUGCAGGUCCCUUAUUUUGGCUGCUGGUCCCUUAUUUUCAAAUCUGUAAGUUGACAGCUAUGGUUCCUUGUUUUAUAUUAACGUCUCCCCUUUACUUAUUAAUGUUCUACAGUUGUGUUUUAGCAGUGAAAUCUUAGGAGAAAGUCCUAUUGCUUUAUCAAAUUAAAGACGAGCAGUGUUUGCCCUUCACCAAUGGCGUGCCUUUUAUAUUGAAAUGUGGGUAAAAUCCGCCAAAGGGGUUUGUACCAAGCUGAGGCAUAGCUGGGGGUACCUAACGCGCAUGCUCAGAUAUUUUCUCACUCGCUCUCUGCCUGGGCUGCCUGUGGCCUUGGAGGUACAGCAGUGGCGCCUAACGCGCAUGCUCAGGCCUUUCUUUCGCCGCCUCCUCUCUAGUCUAAUGGUCUUAGCUAGAGGAGGGUGUCUACAGUAACGCCUCAUUUCUUUAUAUUUCUUAUCGCGCUUUUCUGCGUGAACAAGAAUAUACAGCAUAUCUUUUUUUAAAAGCGCAUAGCGAGUCCAGAGUUAGAGCUGCGGCUCCCGCGGUGAAUAACUGGGUCAUAUUCUACGCAGGCGAACGUCGCAGGCAGCCCCUACCCCCCCCCGUCGGGCUGGCGCUUUGUGCAAUGGCGUUUUCUGCGCGGGUGUCAUGGCUGCCUUCUCCGCGAGGACCCCUCGGAGAGGCGCCAUUUUAGAGUUCCUGAGGCGACCCGGAGCUUUCCCUGCCGCCGAGUUCGUAGCUGCCGCAGCCGCCGCCGCCUCCUCCUCCUCCAUCGCCCUUCUCUCGGCUCGCCCGCGGCGAUGAGCGUGGUAGACCAUGUGCGGGAGAUGGCGGCCGCCGGGCUCCACUCCAACGUGCGGCUCCUCAGUGGGCUUCUGCUCACCAUGAGCGGCAACAACCCGUGAGUUGGUGGGAGGGAGGCGGCAGCGUAACUGCAGCCCCAAAGGGCUCCUUUCCCUCGCGCUUCCCCGUCCUCGAACUCCCCCCCCCCGACCGAGCGGCCUCAUCCUGCUCCGCCUCCGCUCCCUCGCUUCCCCCGCCGUCACGACACCCCGGCCAGGUUGGGCGAAAGCGCGCCGGACCAGAGGCUUCGACCGGGAAGGGCCGGGGCCUCCUGUCCCUUUUUAAAUGUGACAUUCAGGGCAACCCUCGUCACACGCCCGGGACUCUGCUUUCUUUUGUAAACCGCCCUUCAUCUGUAGAUCUCAGGGCAGUUCGCCACAUAAAAAUACGAGAUAAAAUAAAAACACAAAAUACAUGACAAGAACAAAAACCCAUUUGCAGUUGCACCCAUUUUGUGCCCCCUCCUUAUAGUUUCGUUUCCCCCCUUUCUUUUGUUAUAAUUGUUAACAAUAGAUUGUUGGCAAUGGCAUCCAUCUGCCUGUGAGACAAUGGAAGAGUUUGCCUUUGGGAGUGAAGUCAAAUCCUUAAUAAUAAUAAUAAUAAUAAUAAUAAAGCAGCUGAGUGACGUAGGCUGGGGCUGUGCUGAGAGUGUGAGGUGGGGAACCUGUGGCUCCCCAAAUGUCGACUGGGCCCCCAACUCCCACCAUUUUGACUUAAUGAAGUGAAGAAAAAGAGAGGAGGGAGCCUUGCAGCAUCUUCAUCACCGUUCUGUUUGCAUGCUGCCCUUCCCAUAGUUAAAACCGCGCUCAAGAUUUAUGUAACUGCAAAAAUAUAACAGAAAGUAGGCAUGAGAAGUAAAUUAAAACCAUCUUGGUAAGUAUGCAGCAAAAUUUAAGCAGCCCCCACAUAAGUCACAAUGAGGUCUUUAGUGAUAAAGAUGCACACACACACACACACACACCAGUAACAGCAAAAAAGCACAUCAGAAAUUAAAUUGCAAUGUCUGGAGGGCCAUAGGCUCUCUGGCCCUGGCCUGAGGUCACCCAGUGAGCAGGAUACCAAGUGGGGAUUUGAACCCAGGUCUCCCUAGCCCUGGAGUCUGUAAUGAAUGACUGCAAUCAUUUUUUGCAGGAAAUACGACCUGCCUGCAGACACAGAGGAGAGUUAAGCUCCAUCCUACUAACCCUGUUUACUUGGGAGUAAGCCCUAUUGAAUUCCACAGGGUUUACUUCUAGGUAGACACAUUUAGGAUCGCACUAUUAAAAGAACUCCAUAGAAUCAUCUUCUUUUUUUUUUUAAAUGAUAUUUAUUAAAAGUUUAAGAAUUACAGGGGAAAAAAGGAAAUAACAGUAAAAUAGAAAAAAACAAUAACAUAAAACAUAUAAAAACCAUACAAUAGUACAGCAAAAAAAAGACAAAAAAAGAAACUAAAAAACACAUCCAAUAUUCCAUAUCUUUACCUUUCCUUAACUUAUUUCAUCGACCUCCUCACACCUCCUUUUUUUGUUUCUAGUUCAAUUCACUAUUUCAGCAAGUUCUUCCCAUCUUUCUCAAUUUUGAUUCUAUAGUUUUAACGAUCUAACCUUAAAUUUUUUCAAUUUAACCAAUGUCAGUCAACUUUUACUUAAUUCUUUGUUGCAUUUCUACUAAAACCAUGUUAAUUCAUUCCCGCAUCCUUCUAACACUCAUUAGUUUUACAAUAUUUCUGUAAAUAUACUUUAAAUUUUUUCCAAUCUUCUUCCACCGACUCUUCUCCCUGGUCUCGAAUUCUGCCAGAACUCCAUAGAAUCUUCAUGGAUGGUAGCUUUUUCAUUUUUUCAAUUGUUUGACCCCAUUUUCCCUCUUCCAUCUUUCUUUAUAGUGUUUAUCUAUUUCAUAAAAAUUAUACAUUACGUCAUUGUAAAAAACAAACCUCAGAGUGGUUUACGGAAGAAAAAACAGUAAAAUCAAGAAAAAUUCACAACCAGACUUUAAAACAUACAAAGGUUAAAAUACUAAAGCAGAUUAAAAUUGCCGCAACUUUCUAAGCAUCUGGGUAGGCUUGUCUAAACAGGAAUGUUGUUAGCAGGUGCCGCAAAGCGAACAGUGAUGGCACCUUUUUGACUUUAAUAGGCAGGGAGAUCCAAAAUGCUGGUGCUGCCACACUAAAUGACCAGAGUUAGAAGAACAGGUAUUAUGUGGCACCUGCAGUAGUGCCAAUUCUAAUACCCAAUGACUGCUGAUAAUACUUCACGCAGCUAAUUAAGAGGACUACACUAAAUCUGUUCAGGCUGCAGUUUGUUGCACACUUCCUAAACACAGUAGUAAAUCCCAGUAAACAUCCAUAGGCCUGUGCUGCAUGUAUUUAAACAGUUUUUGGGCAUCUUUACAUUAACGAAGCACAAAUGAAUGUAUUCUCAAAAGAUUAAGCUCAUUUAAUCAACCUGUUUAGAAUUUAGGGUGCUACAAGACUUUUUGAUUUUUGUUGAAAUAACUGACAUGCUAGCUACACCUACCCAUACAGUGGUGCCCCGCAAGACGAAAAACUCGCUAGACGAAAGAGUUUUCCGUUUUUUGAGUCGUUCCGCAAGAUGAAUUUCCCUAUGGGCUUGCUUCGCAAGACGAAACUUCUUGCGAGUUUGUUUCCUUUUUCUUAAAGCCGUUAAGCCGUUAAUAGCCGCUAAGCCGUUAAUAGCCGCUAAGCCGCUAAUAGCCGUGCUUCGCAAGACAACGAAGAGACUCGCGGAACGGAUUAAUUUCGUCUUGCGAGGCACCACUGUACUGAUUUAAAAGCCUAGAGGGCGCUGGUACUUUGGGUUAAGAAUUAGACCAUCAAAAACAUAAUUUCCCUACCGUGGGUUAUUGGUAGUUCCAAUACAUUUGAAGGCCUGUGGCGUGUGUGAAAUGGCAAGCUGUGCACUGCAUGGUAUCUCAAUGUACAUGUGCUUCACCCUUCUCUCCUCUCACGGGUUUAAGUGCAAGAGACCUUGGAAAUGAGUUGAAUCCUAUAGAAUACUAGUAUAUUUUAAAAAGGCAUCUUCAGCAUCAGUGCAAAAGGCACCGACAGGGACAGUUGUCUCAGGGACACACACCUUUCCAUUUAUCUUCACAAGAAUUCUGUAGAGUAGGUUAGGCUCAGAGAGUGGAGAGCGAGUGGCUGGCUUACCCAUGGUCAUCCAGUGAACUUCACAGUAGACAGGCAGUCAUGUUGUGUAUCCAUAGCAGUGACCAGAGGAGAAAUGACCACUUGGAGGAGUGCAAAGAAAAGAAACGCCAUGGUGCAUUUGCAGCAUCACAACUGAACGCCUUCAUCUGCCCCAACUGCAACAAAACAUGUGUCUCCCGCAUCUGUCUCUACAGCCACAGCGGGCACUGCAACCUUCCAGCAGCUUGACCUCACCCCCAAAGGCUCACUCCUCCAUUGCCUCCCGAGACAGAUGGAUGCCAACCAAGCAUGAUAGCAUUUAUGUGAUGCUUUAUCAAAGCUCUUUAUAGUUGUUAUCUCAGUAAAUCUUACAAAAGCUUUAGAAGUACAGUGGUACUUUGGUUUAAGAACAGCUUAGUUUAUGAACAACUUGGAUUAAGAACGCUGCAACCCCAGAAGUAGAUGUUUUGGUUUGUGAACUUUGCCUUGGAAGCAGAACAUAUUUCGCUUCCUGUUGAGUGUGUUCCAUUUGUAAAUUGAGUCCCCCACUGCUAUGGGAAAGCAUGCCUUGCUUUAAGAACGCUUUGGUUUAAGAAUGGGACUCUGGAACGGAUUAAGUUCGUAAACCAAGGUACCACAGUAGGUCCCUCCCUAUUUGUAAUACUAAUAGUACUACUAAUAAACUGCUCUGUUACCUUCAGAUAAAGGGUGGUAUAGAAAUUUAAUAAAUAAUAAUAGUUGGAAGAGGUAUCUUGAAAUAAUAGUUUGCUUAAGGUCACCUGGUAAGUUCAUAGUUUCCUGGAUGACAGAUAAAGUUUAGCAACUUUAUAGAUUUUGGGGAUGCUUAAUGCUGUCAUUGUAGGAUAGCAUUGCAUAGUCAGAAAAUGGAAUGGACAGGUGGUUUCUGAAUACAGACUCGUUUCUGUUUAUUGUUUUCACCUUUCAGUAGUUCAGGGAUGUUUGCUCCAGGAUUUCCUCAUGUGGUCAGCUAACACUGGUUUGUCUUGUGUUUCUUACAGUGAGUUAUUUUCUCCAUCGCAGAAGUAUCAGCUUCUUGUAUAUCACGCAGAUUCUCUCUUCCAUGACAAGGAAUAUAGAAAUGCUGUCAGCAAGUAUACAAUGGCUUUGCAGCAGAAGAAAGCACUGAGUAAAACUUCAAAAGUGAGACCCUCAACUGGGAAUGCUGCAUCUGCUCCUCAGAGCCAGGUGUUCAUAGCUUAAAUUCUGAUUAUAGCUUGGUGCCUCAGUGCAAGAGUCUUGCAUUCACUGUUUAUUAUACAUGGCAAAAGAUAUGAAUUCAUUUAUAUCUGAAAAGUUUUUUCCUCCUUAUGUGAGUUCUGGGAGAAAUUAAAUAUAUAAUUGAAUGUGAUUUAACACUCGCCUUGAAUAGACAGAAUGGGGUGGCAGAUACUUGGAAGCCUAAGAAAGAUGUUAUGGUCUUGUAGUUUUCCUUCAUAACGUAUGUGGAAAGUGUCCCAGCCUUGGAGUAAACUCCUGAAAAGUACAGAUUACCUCUGACAACCCCAAGCACCCUACAACACACAACUUGGUCUUUCCUAGAUCUUGACUAUCCUCUCCAUAUAUCAGGGUGGGGAACUUGUGGCUCUCCAGAUGUUAUUGGACCACUGUUGUAUUUUGUAUGUUGUCUUUUUAGUGCCUGCCUUCUGAAAUUGAAGUGAAGUACAAAAUGGCGGAGUGCUAUACAAUGCUGAAGCAAGACAAAGAUGCUAUUGCUAUACUUGAUGGAAUCCCUUCAAGACAGAGAACCCCAAAGGUAGUACUUUCCUAGCUAAGUUAUGCUCCUUGGGAGCCUUUGGCUGAGAUAUGGAUACAAUUUAUAGGGUUGUAACCAGUGCUAUUCCUACUCAAUAAAUCCAUUGACAUCAAUGGACCUAAGACAGCCAUGUGCCUCAGUGGAUCUACCCUCAGGAAAACUAAUACGGAAUACAACCCAUUCUUCGAACACCCUUUGGCUGACACAAAUCCCCAGGUUUUUUGAAUAAAGGUAAAAACUUGCCGUUAAUAACUGCAAGCCCAGAGAGUUGUGCAUCAACAGGUGGAAUUAACAGAUCCAAAGUGGUGCAAAAUGUUAUGUCUUAUGUCAACAUUAAAACAUGAUUGUUCUCAUCACUGGAUUUCUGUGGGUUGCAGAUUAACAUGAUGCUGGCAAAUUUGUACAAGAAGGCAGGUCAGGAACGCUCUUCUGUGACGAGUUACAAAGAAGUGCUGAGGCAGUGCCCACUAGCCCUUGAUGCCAUCCUAGGUAGCCACUUUUCUUCUGAUCAAUGAUUAUUGUUGAAAAUUGUGAUUGAGACGUUGGCAUAUCUGAACAGUCUUAGCAUGGGCAGGUGAACAAAAUAUGAAUUAGUGCAGUCCGCCAUUGGCCUCCUCAUGAGUUACAACAUUAAAGGGGUGCUUGUUAUGACUGCAUAUAUUGUGUCUUAGAAGACGUAAGGGCUGGGAGAGGCAGUAACAAUAGCAUUGCAAUGCUCUUUCUGAUCUGAGGGAGGAGUGUGGUGCUAGAGAUGGCAAGACAAUUGGUGUGGAUAAGUUUUACAAAAUGCACCUGUCUGCAGGACUUGAUCACUGUAAUCCAGCAGUAGGGAACCUGUGACUCUUCAGAUGUUGUUGGUGUUCAGUUCUCAUCGCUUACCAAUGGCCAUGUUGGCUGGGACUUAAAGGAGUUGUAGUCCAGCACUGCUCAAAACUCCCAUUGUUCUAGGUGCUUUUUGCCACAUGGAAUUUCAUUAGCCCAAGCAGUUUCUGAGCUCUGGGCGCAGUACUGCACCUAAGAUUUCAGAUUAAAACUGCAGAGUGGAAGGAAAGGAAGACCUUUUUCUGCCUCCCCAUUUCCAGCUACUCUCUGAAGACUGGAGAAGAGAUCCUCUUAAGAAUAUUAGGGGGGUGGGCAGGGGAAGGACUAGAUCAUGUGAAAAAUGAACAAAAUAUUUUAGUUGCAGUUCAUUCAUUUUUAGCUUUGUAUUCUUCUUAUUAAAAAAGCUUGCCUAGACAUUCCGUUGUUGCACACAUAGCCUAGGUUUAAGGUGCCAUUUAGCUCCUAGCUUUCAUAUCUCAGUUUCUAACACUGAUCCAGCAACAUUUGGAGGAUCACAGGUUCUCCAGUCUUUGGUCAAUGAUCUGCUGUUGUCGGUGCCUGAGCACUUAAUUUCCUUGCAACUACCAAGAACAUUUUGUCAAAAUGGUGGUCACAACAGCUGUUGCUUCUCAUUUAGGCUUGCUGUCGCUCUCAGUGAAAGGUGCAGAAGUCGCUUCCAUGACAAUGAAUGUAAUCCAGAGUGUCCCAAACUUGGACUGGCUUUCAGUCUGGAUCAAGGCAUACGCAUUUGUGCACACAGGUGAUAAUACCAGAGCAAUCAACACCAUCUGGUAAGAAUCUAGAGCAAAUGCAAAUGAGCUUUCUCAAAGAACCUCUAGCCUGGUAUCUUGUAAGAUAUACUACUUGGGUAUUGAAGGCUAUUUCCCCUUUGCAGCUAGACAGUUACAAUGCUAAGUGUUUGAAUGCUCAUGGAAUUUAAAUCCCACAUACAUGUGUCUUUUAAAACAGGGAUGGGGAACCUGUGGUCAACUAUUAGCCAUGCUGUUGAAGGUGCCACAGCCGCUGCCCCCCAUGCCCCCCCCAAAGCCAGAGUUGCAUGGCUUACCAGGUUGCACAGCUGCAGCAGCGGGGGGCCCCUCCCCUCCUACCAUGGGCAAAGAAGUCUAUACCCCAUGGGCACCAAGCUGACCUAGAAACAAGUUGAUUGUGGUUGCAUUCUUAAUGUUGUUAGAGGAGUGUGUGCAGUCCAAGUAUUAUUUGGAGAUGUUCCACUGUGAAAGAAAGCAAAGCGUACACCUUUCUCUUCCUGAUGUGAUUUGUCUCAUGCCCUUCCUUUUAAUCCUCUUUGGGUGGAAGAUGCUCUGAUUCUAGAGGUGCUGUAGUAGAGAAAGAUAGAUUGUGACAUGUAGAUAUGUUUGCCUUAAGGAAAUGUACCUUUCCCCAUAAAAUAGAAUAAAAAUGCUCCAAGAGGUUCCAAUAUAUUGAUCUUCUCUUUCAAUUUGUUCUUCCCACAAAAGCUCGCUGGAGAAAAAGUCACUGCUGAGGGACAAUGUGGAUAUACUAGGGAGCUUAGCUGAUCUUUAUUUCAGAGCGGGUGACAAUAAGAACGCAAUUCUAAAAUUUGAACAGGCGCAAAUGUUGGAUCCUUAUUUGAUAAAAGGUAAGUCUCUAGAAAAUAUGGAGAGCUUGUUAGAAUAAUUUGUAUUCUGUAUUCAACUUUUAUAGUUCAGUGCUAUGCAUGUUUAUUCAGAAAAACAUCCUACUGAAUUCCCAUGUAGGUAUUUGUAGUACUGCAACCUUAACUAUAUUUUUAACAGAGCAAAAAAUUCUCACUAGUUUAUUUUUUGUUGGUAAGAUUGAAAGAAAAACUAGUACAAAUGAGGCAAAGAGAGGGAUUUUUUCCUUCUGUCCUUACACUUAACUAAAAUCAGAAAUGGUUAAACCUCAAAAACACUUGUAAUUGGUUGAAGACACAUUUAUAUUGUAAACAGCUGAUGCACAACAGCGUUACGUCAAUGAAAUACAAUGGGAUUCCUUUGAAUGGCAGGUCUGCUGUUCGUUUCCCCCACAAAUUGCACAUUUGAAUCACUGUGGAGCUCCAAAUAAUGUGGAAAAUACAUGACAACUGAUUAGAACUGGAGCAACCAGUUUUAUGGAAAAUAUUUUUGAAUCUUCAUUUUGAAUACCUGUAUAGAAUAUAGAAGUUGAGAAAACAUUUGGAUCUAAGCACUGUUCCUGCCUUUUAGGUGAAAGAUGUGAACAGUCUUGUCCUCUAGUUUUCCUUGAUCUUUUUUCCUUUGUAGCUUUUGUGUGUGUGUGUCCAACUCCUUCAUGCUUUGUCUUUAGGGAUGGAUGUAUAUGGCUACUUGUUAGCCCGCGAGGGUCGCCUGGAGGAUGUGGAGAAUCUCGGCUGCCGGCUCUUCAAUAUUUCUGACCAGCAUGCUGAGCCGUGGGUGGUAUCAGGGUAAUGGGCUGCUUUUUGCUCCUGUUUGGCUUUUAUGUUGAACUUUCUGAAGGCAGAAUCUACCCUAUUAAUGAGGAGAGUCAGAUGAUCUUGGGUUUAUUGCUAAUGGCUUAGUGUCGGGCAGCAAAAUCUUGACUGACAUGGAGUUGGUGAAUUCACUGAAGUCUGUGGGAGUUUGACCAAAGCUUUGUGUAAGAUGUCCAGGAGUCUCCCUAACUGGCAUACUAUUGAAAUGCCACUUUCAAAGCACAUCUUGCUAUUCUUGAAAUUCGAAGAGGUGUUGGAUCCAAAAAUAUCCAAAGCCACUGUCUGAAAUAAAAUUCUGCAGGGAGCUAAAUAGCCUUUAAUAUAUUUUGUAACACUGCCUUCUCAGCAACACUGCUCAAGGCAGAUUACAAAAAUUACAAAACCUACUUAAAAUCUUCCCUUAAAAAAACACUUUGUUGUGGUGUCUAAAAGCUGGUUGUCUACAGUAGAAAAUUAUUAAUGUGUUUCAUUACUUUGGAGGCAUCACUAAAAAGUAGGUCACAUUUCAGAAUGCUGAAGCUAAAAUUACAUUUCCUGAUAGCAAUAGGCAUUUCCACUUUCACUAGAUAGAACACAUUAUUCCUGUGUGUGUGUGUGUGUGUGUGUGUGUGAGAGAGAGAGAGAGAGUAUAUUCCCCCCCCCCCCCAUCAUCAAAAGUAAUUGAAAUGGAAGGUUGUAGGAGUUGGGGGUGCUGUGGGUCUAUAACAGAAUAGCCCAUCCUACUUUGGCAAGGUGUUCUGCCCACACCCUUUAAUAAUACAAUGACAAUGCUGCCAUGGCUGAAAAACUCUCUGCUUGUCCUCUUGAGGUGGAACAGAUUGAGCAUGUUAACCACAAUUCCCCCUUCGUUCUGCAGGUGUCAUAGCUUCUACAGCAAGCGCUAUUCCCGUGCCCUGUAUUUAGGAGCCAAAGCCAUUCAGCUGAACAGCAAUAGUGUGCAGGCUUUGCUGCUGAAAGGCGCUGCUCUUCGGAACAUGGGGAGAGUGCAAGAAGCAAUCAUCCACUUCCGUGAAGCGAUACGGCUUGCCCCUUGCAGGCUGGACUGCUAUGAAGGCAAGUAAAAAGGACGGACUUCUCCAAACAGGAGUUGUUAAACCUGCUGGUGAAAUGAAAAUUUCUAUAGGCCCACAUAUGACUGUCACCACUAAGAUGUCUUUCUGACAUGCCAAGACCCCACCUUAAAGUCGUGAACUGUCAGCCUACUGUGCUAAAUUCGGUGACCAUUGUUUAGAUGAGCGCUGGUUUUGAAAAAAAGCAAAUAUUCUCUCAAAUAUGACUUUUGUCUCUGACCCUCAGGCCUCAUUGAAUGCUACUUAGCAUCCAAUGGUCUUCGUGAAGCCACAGUCAUGGCUAACAAUGUCUACAAAACCCUGGGAGCCAACGCACAGACACUUACCCUCCUGGCAACUGUUUGUCUGGAAGAUCCUGUUGCACAGGAGAAAGCAAAGACAUUGCUGGACAAAGCACUGACACAGCGCCCUGAUUACAUCAAAGCAGUGGUAAAGAAGGCAGAACUUCUCAGUAAGUCUUUCCCCCUCCUCUUUUCUUGUGUGCUAGUCUUAUUCAGCAUGAAUAGAGAUGUAUGCAGAUGCAACCCCCACCAAGUCUUGAAGAUUGUGGAAGGCAGCAAUUUUCACCCACAUCUCUCCAUACUAUAUCCAUAAUCAGACUUACAGCACCCUCUCACUCCUGUUGCGAACAACCAGCUGAAAAUGCCCAUCUUGAAUUACUCAUUACAUUUCGAGCUUUCCAUUUUGGCAAGAAGUCAUUUGAACUGGAGAUGCAGGUUUUUGUCAUUUUCUUUAAAUUGAUAUUUUUUAACGUGUCUCUUUAAAAUUCAAAGUGUUUGCAAAUCCAUAGGUGAUAAGGUGGUUCAGAAUAGGCAUUCUUCCUUCUCUGUCACAGGAGAAGGGUGAUGACGAUGGCAACUUCUUGUAUAUGUCACAGGAAGACACAAUCUCAGCAUCCUCUGAAACAAACUGUUUCCUCCUCUGAAAACCUAACUGCAAAAAAUGUGUAUCUGAAUGCAUAAUUGCAGAAAUGGUUUUAGUUUGCUGGGUGCAUAGACUUCUGUGUUUUUUCUUAUUUUUAUCUUGUUGUGCAAGAUAAAAAAGCAAGAUCAGCUUUUGGCUGUGAGGCAUCUAUACUUCUGCAAAUUAAAAUAAAGCCUCAUACAGUUAAUCAGUUCUGAUUUCUUUUUCGGGUGAUAGCCUCAACAUAAAUAGCUUGAAAUAACCCUUCUUAUUGACAGGCCGAGAACAGAAAUAUGAAGAUGGAAUAGCUUUGCUGAGGAAUGCCCUUGCCAACCAGAGUGAUUGCAUUCUCCAUCGAAUGUUAGGGGACUUCCUUGUGGCUGUUAAUGAGUAUCAGGAAGCCAUGGACCAGUACAGUAUUGCUCUAAGGUAAGUUUCUGGGAAAUCCUGUUGUGAUGGCCAUGAGUUGAAGGAUGGCUGUAGGUGUUUUGUCUGUGGGUUGCUGAUAGAUGUCACUGAGCUGAAAUGGAGAUGUGUGUGAGCCAGCCUGUCCUGUUUUUGCAACUGCUCCCUGACUCCAGGAUGUCUUUCUCUUACUUUCUGUUCCCCCAGUUUGGAUCCCAAUGAUCAAAAGUCACUGGAGGGAAUGCAGAAAAUGGAAAAAGAGGAAAGUCCAACGGAUGCCACCCAGGAGGAAGAUGUGGAUGACAUGGAGGGGAGUGGAGAGGAAGGUGACCUAGAAGGCAGUGACAGUGAGGCAGCCCAGUGGGCUGAUCAGGAACAGUGGUUUGGCAUGCAGUAAAAUCGCCUUCCUGAACUAACCUGGGACCAUAGCCCUUGAUGAGUGACGCCCAAUAAGACAUUCUUCUCCCUGGAAUGAAGAAUGCCAAGGGGACAUUGUGUGCUGCUGCAAGAACUGGACUGAGGCAAGAUCCAAGCAGCCCCUUCUGCCCCUUUUUUGUUUCUGUGUUAUGCUCUCAGUGCUCCUUAUUUCAUGGUGAAGUCUGAGCAACUUAAGUGCUGGGGAGGCAUUCGUGCCAAGCAGCAAUUUUGAGUUCUUAUUUCUAAAAUUAGAAGCUUUCAAAUGAUAUAAAGCAUUUCUCAAACAUUUGUUAAUGACUGAAACGAUGUCAGAAUCAUGUUGUAAACUCAUUAUGCUUGAUCCCCAGUGGUGCAUAAAUGUAGGCUGCUUUUAUAUCCUUUUAUAAAAGAGGCUUUAUUCGCAAAGCCUGUACGGUGUCUUUAGAUACACAAACUCCUCCAGAAAGCUGCUGGAAUCUCACACAGGGGCAGUAAAUUUCUUUCCAGCCUUUUCCUGGCCUCCCCAGUGUUUUUUGUGGAGGAUAUUUAGCAAGCACACUCUAAAAUAGAAGCAUGCUGCUUCAGGCUCCUAACUGAUGAGCAAUUCUAUAGCUGAUGAAUCCAUAUGCACAAGAAAUUGUGGCCUGUGAAAUAGUUGGUUAUUUUCACAUUCUGUGCUAACAAGUGCCACUCCUUUUAAGCCUCUGUAAGGAUAUUAGAGAAAGUGAAAUGGAGCAGCGUUGAGGAAAUUACAGCCAGUGAAAGGUUCUUAAGGUUACUUCUUACUGGGUAAUACCAAUUAACAAUAUCUAAACCACAUAAUCCUUUCCUGCAUACAUGACUAUUAAAAGCAGCCUUGCUAACAUACUGUGCUUCUGACUUUGAUUUGGCUGCAUUAAAUAACUUCCUCAAAGCACAGUCCAGCAGCAGCUUCUGUUGGGUGCCCCAUCUGCACAAGACCACAGUGCUGUGUUCUCUGUUAAGUAAUUAUUUUUUUUAAUGAUGUGGCCUUCCCUUUCACAAGGGUGGCUAGCCUGCAGCCCUCCAGAUGUUGCACUCUCAACUCCUAUCAUCCGUAAUUGACUCCUUCAGCUUGAAGCAGAUGGAAGUUGCAACAUCUGGAGAGCCAUGGGUCCCCACCCUCCUCUUUUGAAUCGCAGAAGAAUUUUAAAGACCCAAUGUGUCUUGAUCGUCUGCUGAAAACUAAUACUACCAAAGAUCAGGAUGGAAAAGUAAGUUGCCUUCAAGGAAACAUAAAGGUAAUGAAUUAGUGGUUGUUGAUACUGUUAUAGGGUUCUUGUGAAUGGAGAUACAACAUUACCUGUACACAUUCUUGAACACAGGAUGCCAGAUGCACGUUGAUACAAAGAGAUACUUUAGUUCAGAUAAGGGAAUAGUGCUGGUACAAUGGAAAUGUAUUGCUUUCUCUUUAAACAGAAGAAGCACCACUCUUCCCCGCCUUUCCACAAACCAUUUUGGAAAUUGGAGGAGAAUGUCUAAAAUCACCCUUUGGUUCACACAGUUGGUUCACGAUUCCAGGCCCAGUAGAUAAAUGAAAGGGAACAAUGGCUUGUCAAAAUCAGUUUGUGGUUAAGAUGAGAUUUGAAUUGGGGCCUUUCCCUGUUUGUGAUGCCACUCCAGCUCUUGUAAUCACCCACCGCCAGUAAAACCAGGCACACAAUUAUUUGCUAGACAAGCUGCUGAUUUUCAAUGUGUGGGCAUUCUUAUUUUUUUGGGGGGGGAACUAUCUUAACUGGAACAUGUAAAUUAGUCGUCCAUUGUUAUUUAUAUAGUACCAUUACAUUACAAUGGUUCAUAAAACUCAUAAACAAGGAAGAAAGC